This is a messenger RNA of Triplophysa dalaica, 1750 nucleotides long. RefSeq lists its product as uncharacterized. Gene Ontology annotation, cellular component: membrane. Gene Ontology annotation, biological process: magnesium ion transport. NCBI's taxonomy places the organism in Eukaryota, Metazoa, Chordata, Actinopteri, Cypriniformes, Nemacheilidae. Gene Ontology annotation, molecular function: magnesium ion transmembrane transporter activity. The transcript has 6 exons. The record is from RefSeq and is a predicted model, not a curated record. The coding region runs from base 134 to 1192 and encodes 352 amino acids.
AUAUAAAAUGCAGUUGUCAAUCACCCAGCAUCUACGAGUUAAGAGUAUCUGGCAACCCGGCUUACUGUCACUUUAACAGGAAGUUUAUUCUGACGAGGCGAGAAAAGCCACCGAUGGGUGACGCGAUGAGAAGAUGGAUUCCGACGCUGCACACCGCUCUGACUUCUACACUGGUUUGGCGCUUGCUGUAAGCUCCACUAUCUUCAUCGGAUGUAGCUUUAUAUUGAAAAAGAAAGGGCUGUUACGACUCGCUAAAAAGGGCUCUACUAGAGCAGGUCAAGGAGGAUAUGCAUAUCUGAAAGAAUGGAUGUGGUGGGCAGGACUUAUAUCAAUGGGAAUAGGUGAGGUGGCUAAUUUCGCAGCGUAUGCAUUUGCACCUGCCACAUUGGUAACGCCUCUUGGAGCAUUGAGUGUUUUGGUCAGUGCUGUCCUCUCAUCAUACUUCCUGGGCGAGCGACUGAAUGUCCACGGAAAAAUAGGUUGCUUGCUGUGCAUCUUUGGCUCUACAGUUAUGGUCCUCCAUGCUCCACAAGAGGAAGAGGUUGCCUCCUUGAGCGCAAUGGCAGAGAAACUAAAAGAUCCGGGCUUCAUUGCUUAUGCUGUCUGCAUUGUUGUGAGCAGCCUGGUUCUGAUGUUCAUCGUCGCGCCACGCUACGGUCAGAAGAACGUGCUGGUAUACAUCCUCAUCUGCUCUGUGAUUGGCUCACUCUCCGUGUCCUGUGUGAAAGGCCUAGGCAUCGGCAUAAAAGAGCUGGUAGCUGGAACGGCAGUUCUGAAAGAGCCCUUAUUUUGGGCUCUGCUCAUAUUCCUUGUGAUCUGCAUCAGUAUUCAGAUAAGCUACCUUAAUAAGGCCCUUGACAUAUUUAACACCUCUAUCGUUACACCUAUUUAUUAUGUGUUCUUUACUACCUCUGUCAUGGCCUGUUCAGCCAUUUUGUUUAAAGAGUGGCUUCGUAUGUCUAUUGAUGGGGCCACUGGAACUGUUAGUGGCUUUCUUACUAUCGUUAUCGGCAUUUUUCUUCUUCAUGCUUUCAAAGACAUCAAUUUCACCUUGGACUCUUUGCCACUGUAUCUGCACCAUGGCCUUCAAGGUGGCACAUGCAGUCAACCAUAUUUUGCUUUGCCAAAUGAGGAAAGAAUUAUUCGGGAUGAAAGCAAUCUGACGAAGGAAAGAAGCAUGAAGGGCUUUUAACCUGAGAGCUCAGAAAAGAGUAGCAAUGGCACAUUUUUUCAACUAUAUGCAAUGGUACAAAUAUACUGAGCCUUUCUCUUUAACAGUUUUCAAGUUUAUGUACUUCUCUGGCAUAUAUUCAUGUGCAAUUACUAUUUCCAUCUUGCCAAUUUUUUAUUUUGCUAUUUUUAUGCUAUUGGUAUUUUUCAGAGUAGCAAGGAUGUGCAGAGAUUUAUAAUAAAUAGAAAACAUAUCUGUAGAACAGUUUAGAAUAGUCUGCUGAACAUAAUUGUCUUAAUAAAUGCUGUAUUAUUUAUUUAAGAUCAGAAACAGUUGCAGCCUGCCCCUGUAUGGGUUUACAUAGUUUUAAUUCAUAGGAAAAUCUUGUUAACAUUGAAUGAAUUGUUUUCUUUUAUUUAUCUUUUAUAAGUGUCUGUAUAAGGAAUUUUAAUAAUUUCACAAAAAAAACGUAUAUGUCAUUUUUAUACAUCAUAUGAAGUUGCAACUUGCAUCUGUCCAACAAUUUCAACAGUCAUGGUGUAAGACCUUGAAGCAUUUCUUGUUAAACAAUGCAACCCA